Molecule: messenger RNA, 1179 nt
Organism: Neoarius graeffei (lesser salmon catfish)
Lineage: Eukaryota; Metazoa; Chordata; Actinopteri; Siluriformes; Ariidae
Gene: aplnr2
Product: apelin receptor 2
Biological process (GO): immune response; G protein-coupled receptor signaling pathway
Cellular component (GO): membrane
Molecular function (GO): G protein-coupled receptor activity
Source: RefSeq, a predicted model, not a curated record
AUGUCGGAGUCAGAUUGGCCUCUUGCUUCUCCUUCUCCCACACAGUGUGACUAUGGAGAAUGGAGUGCUACUCAAGUGCUGAUUCCAGCUAUUUAUAUCCUAGCCUGUGUCAUUGGUACAUUUGGAAAUGCCUUUGUGCUCUUCGCAUAUCUGAACGGUCAUGGAACAUGGCCAUGGAAGAUUAGGAGCAACAACAAAUCUGAAUCUUCCUCCUCUUCGUGUUCUGUAACAGAGUCUCUGAUUGUCAGUUUGGCCCUGGCUGACCUUGCUUUUGUCACUACUCUCCCUUUGUGGGCAGUCUACACAACCCUGGACUAUCACUGGCCAUUUGACAGCUUCCUUUGCCAAGUGAGCAGCUACCUGGUGACACUGAACAUGUAUGCCAGUGUGUUCUCUCUGGCUGGACUCAGUGUUGAGGGCUACUGUGUGAUAAAACAACACAAGUCCAAGAACCUAGCACCAGUUAGGGCAUGGUACAUUGUCGGGUAUGUGUGGACAUCAACCAGUGUCCUUGCACUUCCCACUCUACUUCUAUGGACUGUCCGAGAGGUCAAGGGACACGAUUGGCAAGCUGAUGGUGAACACAAUAAUAGUAGUCCGCAGUGCUUGUGUGACAUGGACUAUUCUAGUUUGGUAUCACAAGAGCAAGCCAAGGUGAUGUAGUCAGCACUGCUAGGUUUGAAGUCUACUGUCCUGGGUUUCCUUCUUCCUCUUAUUGUGCUGCUGCUUUGCUACUGCUCCAUGGUGCAUUUCUUGUCCCGCCAUUUUUGUCUUGGACCUCAUGCCAAUCACCAGCGCAAGCUCCUGCACAUUGUUAUUACCCUCGUGUUGGCCUUUUUCCUCUGUUGGCUCCCUUUCCAUGCCAAUAUAACUUUGUCAGAUUCGGUUGAACUUGAAAUUUUACCCUAUUCCUGCAGCUUUGACUGCUCUGUCCACCCUUAUGCAAUCAGCCUAGCAUACAUGAAUAGUUGCCUGAACCCACUGCUCUAUGUCUGCUGUGACCCAGCCUUCUGUCAACAAUGCAAACAUGAAGUCAAACUUGUUUGGCCAAGACCUGAGGGGGAAUGGGAUGAUGCAGAAGUGAGAGAGACUGGAACAAGGGAUGAUCUGGAAGAGGAUACAAUUCAGAGAGAUGCAGGACACAGAUCCAAAACACAAAACUUUAACUGCAGCAUGUAG